Messenger RNA from Notodromas monacha, 920 nucleotides. The record is from the annotation of a GenBank genome assembly. NCBI's taxonomy places the organism in Eukaryota, Metazoa, Arthropoda, Ostracoda, Podocopida, Cyprididae.
AGAGUUUUUAUUCACAAGAAUCGCGUUCUUAUUUUCAUUCCCUUGGUGUAUGGAGAUUUGAAAAAUAAUAAUAAUGACGAAAAAUAUGGUCCUCGUCGCCCUUUUAGCGCAGCUUUUCUGCCAACUCGGGUUUUCGUACGAUGACGAAGAACCCACGAUUCCACCGGACGACGGACAGGAUAACGCGAUGCCGCUCAUGUGCUAUUCUGGAAUGUUCGAUUUCCAGAAAGGAACAUUUUGCCUCAUCCGAAAGCUUUGUCCAAAUUUGCCCAGGGACAACAGCGCAAUCACUCCUGCUUGCUCUCUGUCCUUCAUUACCAGCAUUCCGAAACAGCCGCCCGUGGAAACGAGACCAGUGGUGAGACAGUUGGUUGUGUGGGAGUGCAGUCAAAAGAAGAACAGAGUGCUUUACGCAGAAUAUCAAUUGGAAAACUCUGGGAAAUCCAUCGCUGGCGUGGAUUUCGCCAGACUAACAUCUUACUGCUACACGAGUCUAUGCAACAACAAGGCCUUCAACGUGACAUUCGACGGCCAGCUCGCGAUCCCCCGUUGAUCCCCGCCCGCAGGAUGAAUGAGGAACCCUCCCAGCAUGGGUGCUGGGGGUGGAUUGGAUCCAACACUCGUCUUCAUCUUCAUCCAUCUUCCCCGGCUUUUGUUUUUAAAAUAUGCUUUAGACGUCAACAACAAUAACGCGAGGCAUUGUUCUCGAUUCCAGUUCGUGUGUUUGGAAGUCUCUCUCGGGAUAAAAUACGAGUGGACUUUCCAGUUUUUAAUCCAGGAGAAUCACGCACAUGUUCCUGCUUUCUCUUCUCAAUGUCACGUUUCAUUCCCUCGCUUUCACUUCCGAAGGGUUGCCUCCAGUGAGAAGAAUAAGUUACUUGUGAAUUUUUUUUAAUUUUUUUAUUUCCUCUAUAGCCAGG